AUGAGGAUCAGAGGAAAAUCUACAGCUGUCCUCAGUGCAGACAGACCUUCAGACGGAGACCUGUCCUGGCGAAAAACACCAUCUGUCAAGUCCUGUCUGCAGCGUCUGGUCUCUCACUGUGACCAACACCUCCAGCCUCACUAUGAAUCUCCUGCCUUUGAAAAACACAAGCUGGUCAACCCCUCCAAGAAGCUUCAGGAGAACAUCUGCUCUCAUCAUGGUAAAAUUUUGAAGAUUUUCUGUCACAGUGAUCAGCAGCGUAUCUGUUAUCUGUGUUGCAAGUAUGAACAUAAAGGACAUGACACUGUAUUAGCUUCAGAGGAAAAGACUAAGAGGCAGGGAGAGCUUCGAAUGAGUCGACAAAAAAUCCAGCAGAGAAUCCUGGACAUAGAAAAAUAUGUGAAGAUGCUUCAGCAGGAGGUGGAGACCAUCAUUCGUACUGGUGAUAAUGCAGUGAAGGACAACGAGAAGAUCUUCAAUGAGCUGAUCCGACUUAUCAAGAAUGAAAGUCUUGAUGUGAAGCAACAGAUCAGAUCCCGGCAGGAAACUGGUAUCAGUCGGAUCGAAGAGCUUUUGGAAAAGCUGCAGCAGGAGCUUGUCAAGCUGAGAAAGAAAGACACAAAGCUGGAGCAGCUGUCACAAACAGAGGACCAGUCUCUCUUUCUACACAAUUACUCCUCGCUGUCACAACUCACUGAAUUUAAAGACUUUCCCAGCAUCAAAACCCCCCCUCUGAAAUACUUUGAAGAUGUGACAGCAGUGGUGUCUGGGAUCAAAGAUAAACUACAGGAAAUUACUGGUGAGGCAUGGACCAAGAUCUCAUUGGUAUUGAAUGAAGUUGAUGUUUUACUGCCACAAGAACCCAAGACCAGAGCUCAGUUCUUACAAUACACACACCAAAACACACUGGAUCCUAAUACAGCAAACGCUUGGUUGUUAUUAUCAGAAGACAACAGAACAGCUACAGUGGCUACUGAGAAACAGCUGUAUUCUACUCAUCAAGACAGAUUUAUUGACAUGUUUCAGGUCAUGGGUAGAGAGGGUCUGAGUGGACGUCAUUACUGGGAGGUGGAGAAGAACAGAGAUGAAGUUUCAAUAGCAGUUGCAUACAAGGACAUUAGCAGAACAGGAUAUGAAAGUGGAUUUGGAAAUGAUGACAAGUCUUGGGCAUUGGAGUGUUUCGACCAACAUUAUGAAUUCAGACAUAACAGCGUUACGACUUUUAUCUCAGGUCCUCUGUCCUCCAGACUGGGAGUGUACCUGGAUCACAGUGCAGGUAUUCUGUCUUUCUACAGCGUCUCUGACAUCAUGACUCUCCUCCACAGAGUCCAGACCUUGUUCACCCAGCCGCUCUAUCAGGGAAUUGGUAUUUUUGGCUCAGGUGGUCAUGGAUCUGCUGCUGAACUCUGUAAGCUUGAGUAG
Molecule: messenger RNA, 1422 nt
Organism: Scomber japonicus (chub mackerel)
Lineage: Eukaryota; Metazoa; Chordata; Actinopteri; Scombriformes; Scombridae
Product: tripartite motif-containing protein 16-like
Exons: 2
Coding region: 1-1422 (473 amino acids)
Molecular function (GO): protein binding; zinc ion binding
Source: RefSeq, a predicted model, not a curated record